This is a messenger RNA of Danio aesculapii, 1882 nucleotides long. Its product is annotated as B-cell receptor CD22-like. The coding region runs from base 140 to 1882 and encodes 580 amino acids. The record is from RefSeq and is a predicted model, not a curated record. The transcript has 11 exons. NCBI's taxonomy places the organism in Eukaryota, Metazoa, Chordata, Actinopteri, Cypriniformes, Danionidae.
UUCCACACACUGAUGUUGUGCAUUAAUAAUCUGCAGAUGUGUAAAGAUCUUCCUAACACUAAGAGCUGUUUAGGGUGAUGUACAUUUACUGUUGAUGAGUGUAGAAGUGAUGAUUAAUGCUGGAUUCUAGAUAGAUUUGAUGCUGAUGUGGCUCAGAAUGGCUCCUGCUCUUCAUCUGAUCUUUCUGCUCAUCAUUCACAGGGUUUCUAGUGCUGAUUGGAUUGUGAAAUACAGAUCUUCACACAUCUGUGCACUAAAAGACUCAUCAGUGACAAUGAGCUGUAUUUUUAAACACUUUACUGGACAGAUAAGGAAAGUGUUCUGGACCAAAGACCCUUUAAAAGGUGUAGAGCCUCCAGAUCUGUCUGAGGACCCUGAAUACAGUCAGAGGCUUCAGUAUCUGGGAGAUAAACAGCAGAACUGCACCGUCAGACUGAGUCAUGUGACAAAGAAAGAUGAACAUGACUAUUAUUUCAGAAUCGCUACUAAUAAAGCAAAACGUAAAUGGAUUGGUAAAUCUGGAGUGCGUCUCUCUGUCACAGAUCUUCAGCUGGAGUCUCCUGAGAGAGUGACAGAGGGAGAUUCAGUCCGUCUGACAUGUAAAAGCAGCUGUAAACUGACUGACACACCAACAUUCAUCUGGUACAGAAACUCGGAGAGAUUAAUGAAAGUGAUUAUUGGAAACAAGCUCAUCUUCAAUUCAGUCAGUAGAAAAGAAGCAGGCAACUAUAGCUGUGGUGUGCAGAAACACAAGUACAUCUCUCCUGCUGUUUAUCUUGAUGUCAGAUAUGCUCCAGAUACUCCUGUGAUCUCCAUCUGUGGAUCUGCUGUAAUAAUAUCUGGAGAUUCAGUGACUCUGAACUGCAGCAGUGACUCAAACCCUCCUGCAGAAAUCAGCUGGUUUAAAGGAAAAACAUCUGUAGGAUCUGGAAGAAUCUUCAGCAUCUCCAAAAUCAGCUCUGAUGAUAGUAAAAAAUUCAAGUGCAGAGCCAGAAAUGACCAUGGAGAGAAAUACUCUGAUCCUGUGACUUUAGAUGUCCAAUAUCCUCCCAGGAACAUCUCAGUCUCUGGCACUGAUUCUGGUCAGCUUUGGUUUGAUUCAGUGAGUCUGAUGUGCAUCAGUGACGCAAACCCUCCUGCUCUGAACUUCAGCUGGUUUAAGGAGAAUCAAAGCUCAGCUGUUGGAUCUGGACAGAGUUUCAGUGCAGUACAGAGUGGACGCUUCUACUGUGAGGCUCACAAUCCACAUGGAGCUCAGAGAUCAGACGCCGUCACUGUCACUGUGCAGUAUGCUCCAAAAAAGACAUUGAUAUCUGUGAGUCCAUGUUGUGUAAUAAUGUCUAAGGAUUCAGUGACUCUGAGCUGCAGCAGUGACUCAAACCCUCCUGCUCUGAACUUCAGCUGGUUUAAAGGAGAAACAUUUGUAGGAUCUGGAAGAAUCUUCAACAUCUCCAAGAUCAGCUCUGAUGACGGUGGAGAAUACAAGUGUAAAGCCAGAAAUGACCUUGGAGAGAAAUACUCUGAUCCUGUGACUUUAAAUGUCCAAUUCGGAUUUAUCCUCUGGUCUCCAGAAUUUGCCAUUGGUGUUUUUCUGGGUGGAGGAUCAGCGGCUCUCCUUGCUGUGCUCUAUAUCUGUCUUUCUAAAAGGAAGAGCAGAAGAUCUGCAGUGAAAGAGUCUGCGAUCUCAGACACAUAUGCAGCUCUGGAUCUCCAGUCCACAAACUCUGACCUGUACAACACACUCACAAGCGUUCAACACAGACCUGCUGAAAACUCCUACUCCACUCUUGACCCUCAGAGCUCUUCUGAACAUCACAAUCCACCAGUAAGAGACAAUCUCCCUCUCAUAAACCCUCUCAGCAGCAGUUUGAUUACUGGAUGA